Molecule: messenger RNA, 2272 nt
Organism: Vavraia culicis subsp. floridensis
Lineage: Eukaryota; Fungi; Microsporidia; Pleistophoridae
Exons: 1
Coding region: 797-2176 (459 amino acids)
Biological process (GO): L-serine catabolic process; tetrahydrofolate interconversion; folic acid metabolic process
Cellular component (GO): cytoplasm
Molecular function (GO): serine binding; pyridoxal phosphate binding; zinc ion binding
Source: RefSeq, a predicted model, not a curated record
AAUCAACUUCCAAAACAAAGGUUAAGAAGUUACGAUGUAUGGCUAUUGAGAACGAUUGAUGUUUUAGCAUGUAGAAAUUUAUUAGAGCAACACUCUAAUGAGUAUUUAUUGAUUGAUGACCUGGUCAGGGCCGUAUCUAUAUUAGUUAGAAUAGUACCCUGUGUAAAGCUGAUGUGGUACGCUCAAGGGAUAAGAAGUGCGAACUCACAGUAGAAGGAGUUAAAUAGCGGAAUAGAUCAGAGAUGCUGGGCAUUUAACAAGGGCCGACGGUAACCAAGAAUAACUACCAUUCUUUGGAAGACUUCAUAGGUUGGUUUGCAAUUCCAAGUAGGAUUGUGUAGAAAUGGUUAUUGGUGCCAAUGGUGAAGGCUAUGAGGGGUAGAUCCCUAUGAAAUGCAGUUUAGAGAAUAAAUGUGUGGAGAAGGUGUUAAAUAGAGCUAUUGGAAAGAUGAAAUAUAACCUAACUUCAAAAUGCCAGGCACUACCUUAUAAUUGCUUUAUAGUUUGUAUUCAAUACCGCAAAAACGGUUAUGAUGCUUUCACAAUACUAGAUUGCUGGUAUUUGUUCUACUCAUGUUUAUCAUUGAAGUGUUUUUAACAAAUAUUGCUCUCAUGUCAAAAUCAAGUAAAAUAUGCUCCUUAAACAGCAAUCUUAAUUUCGAGCUUUAGAACAUCAUCCUAAGAAAAAAACUACCAUUUACUGACUUAAUACUCUGUCUGUUCCGCGAAGCUCGAUCCUUGUUCACGGAUAUGUCUAAAAUUAUUUGCUAGAUAACUUCGCAACGUUAGCACCCCUAUGUUCGAUCCGGCUUACAAGAACAUGAAAGAUGUUGAUCCAGCACUAUACAAACUUAUAGCAGCUGAAAAUAUAAGACAGAAUGAAUUUGUUGAGCUGGUUGCAAGCGAAAGUUACGUAAGCGUUCCUGUGUUACAGGCAUCCGCUUCAUUACUGCACAAUAGCUACGGAAAGGGAAAAAUAGACGAGAAUGUCGGCAACAGAGGUAACGUUGUCAAUAAAAUAGAAGACCUUUGUCGAGAACGGGCCCUUCGCUUCUUCAACCUGGACAAGAAUGUAUGGGGAGUAAAUGUGCGGCCGUACUCGGGCACAGUUGCUAAUUUUGAGAUUUACAAUGCUCUUCUUGGUCAGAAAGGCAGACUCAUGGGUAUGGAUUUGUUUUGUGGAGGACAUUUUAGUCAUGGGUUUAAAACCGAACAACGAACAGUGUCGGCAUCAUCCGAAUACUUUGAGAGCUGUUUCUACGGGUUGAAGGAUGAUGGUCGUAUUGACUACGAAAAAAUGCGAAAGGAUUUUGUGAAAAACAAAGUUCAACUUCUUAUAGGUGGCGCUUCGGCAUAUCCGGGAGAUUUCGACUACAAAAGGAUGCGAGAGAUUGCUGAUCAGAACAAUGCUUACUUGAUGGCUGAUAUAUCGCACGUAUCUGCGAUGAUUGCUUGUGGAAUGAUGAACAACCCUUUCGAAUACUGUGAUAUAGCGAUAACCACGGUGCAGAAGAUGCUAAGAGGUCCAAAGGCAGCGAUAGUUUACUACAGGAAAAAUAAAAAUGGAGUGGAUAUUGAAAACCUGAUCAAUCAAAGCAUAUCUCCAGGAUUUCAGAAGAGCAUACACUACCAGACCGUUGCUGGGAUAGCUGCCGCCCUCAAACUCACACAGGCUGGCGAGUACAAAGCUUUUGUUGCACAGGUCCUAAAAAAUAUGCAAUCUAUGUGUAAAAUUUUUCGUGAGAAUGGUAUGCAACUUCUAACAGGCGGUACUGUCAAUCAUCUGGCUAUGUUAGAUAUGCGUUCCAUUGAGUUCAAAGGCCGUGUCCUGACAUUGGAUGCUGCCCUUUUUGAAUGGAUUUGUAAUUUCGUAAAUAUUUCUGUUAAUAAAAAUCCAUGGCCAGGCGAUACAAGCGCGCUUCAUCCCAGUGGGGUGAGAGUAAGCACUGUAUCCAUCACAAUACGUGGAUUUAAGGAAAAGGAGUGCGCUCAAGUUGCCUUAUUUUUGGUUAAUAUCGUUGAGCGAGUCGGUAACUUUGAAUUAACAAACGUGGAUGAGAUCAAAAAACGGGUAAAGGAUGAUAAAUGGUUUACCGAACUACGAAACAAAAUAAUAGAACUGGCAAAACCAUAUCCAGUGCCAGGAUUAAAUUUGUUUUGUAGGAUGAAUUGCUAGUUGGUUCAUGUACAAUUCCAUGUUUGGUAGCGUUUAGCUUAUUUUAUAAUAAAAUUCAAGGUACUCACAUAUUUUGGAUACUUUUGCAGAUUUAUC